Molecule: messenger RNA, 1479 nt
Organism: Papilio xuthus (Asian swallowtail)
Lineage: Eukaryota; Metazoa; Arthropoda; Insecta; Lepidoptera; Papilionidae
Gene: Las
Product: lipoyl synthase, mitochondrial
Exons: 9
Coding region: 99-1196 (365 amino acids)
Biological process (GO): lipoate biosynthetic process
Cellular component (GO): mitochondrion
Molecular function (GO): 4 iron, 4 sulfur cluster binding; lipoate synthase activity
Source: RefSeq, a predicted model, not a curated record
UUAUGUCACGCUCGCUCAAUCUUUUUUCAUAAUUAUCCACAAAUUUUGCCAUAAAAAAUUUACUUUAUGUUUUAAUGUCUCCUUUUAAAUGAUUUAAAAUGUUUCGUAAUACAUUAAGAGUAAAUUUGAUAGCACGAGGUCAAGUUAAAAGAUGUAAACACACCAGUAAAUUGGAUGCUAUAAGAGAAAAGCUAAGAGAGGGUCCAGGUUUAGCUGAUUUCAUAUCUGAAGAUAGACCGGCCAACUGGGAUGACUAUGAGGGGAAGCUGAAACGAGAGAAAGGUGAAGUGGAAAGAUUGAGGCUACCUCCCUGGUUAAAGACAUCUAUACCUACAGGUUCAAAGUUCAGUGCACUAAAGGAGCAGCUCCGUGGGCUGAAGUUGAGUACAGUGUGUGAGGAGGCACGGUGUCCUAACAUUGGUGAAUGCUGGAGCGGAGGCAAGCAUGGCACAUCUACUGCUACUAUCAUGCUAAUGGGCGAUACUUGCACACGCGGCUGCAUGUUUUGUUCUGUAAAGACUUCUCGUGCGCCGCCCCCCCUGGACCCGGAUGAGCCUCGCAACACUGCCUAUGCUGUGGGUCAGUGGGGACUCGGCUAUAUUGUGUUGACAUCUGUCGACAGAGAUGAUUUGCCAGAUGGUGGUUCUUCACACUUUGCGGAAACUGUGAAAGAAAUAAAACGACAGAACAGCGAGAUCCUGGUAGAGUGCCUGGUGCCCGACUUCCGCGGCAAUCGGGAGAGCAUCGCGACCAUUGCUAACUGCGGCCUGGACGUGUUCGCGCACAACAUCGAGACCGUGGAGAGACUCACACCCUUCGUGAGGGACAGGCGCGCUGGGUAUCGUCAAACGCUGAAGGUGUUGGAGACGGCGAAGGAGGUGAACCCUGAGCUGGUGACAAAGUCCUCCAUCAUGCUGGGUUUGGGCGAGACCGAUGAACAAGUGGAGCAAACUAUGAAAGAUCUCCGGUCAGCGGGCGUGGACUGUGUGACACUGGGUCAGUACAUGCAGCCGACGAAGAGGCACCUCAAAGUGUUUGAGUACGUGACACCCGCCAAGUUCCAGCAGUGGGAGAGUCGGGGCGCGCAGCUCGGCUUCCUCUACACAGCCAGCGGACCUCUCGUCAGGUCCUCAUACCGCGCCGGAGAAUUCUUCAUCACCAGUCUGCUCAAAGACAGGAAGGCCAAGACAAACUGAUCACCUUCGCUCCUACACUCACAUGGAACCUGAACACUGUGAAAUUAGUAUGACACACUAACGGCUUAGCCACCAACUAAUGACUCAUCAUGGGUUUCUGACAACAAAAUCUUUGUAUAGAACAUAUCGUCAUCAUCUUUGACAAAACAUUUAUAACAGUAUGAUUAAAAUGGAGUUUUUACCUUAGAAACCCGCAGUAAGAACGAUAGUUAAAGACAGGGAGAUGGUCAAACUAAAUAAUCGAUCUUUAAGUCGAGGAUAUUUUUUUUAUAAAUUGCGAUAG